Cooperia oncophora is the source of this 606-nucleotide messenger RNA. The record is from the annotation of a GenBank genome assembly. NCBI's taxonomy places the organism in Eukaryota, Metazoa, Nematoda, Chromadorea, Rhabditida, Trichostrongylidae.
AUGGGAAACGAGGAGGUGCUAAUCGCCACAUGGGCAAAUCGUUUGCAAACUCACAUUUCGGUCACCAUUUGCAAUUAUAAGUCGGCAAUUUGUAAGCUGGUAUUUGAGCAUCGGUAUCCUGAAAAAACUUGGGCCGAGCCAGCGGACUUUUCUUCACUUUUGAGCAACCGUCUAGAUUCGAUUUUCAUUCUCCUACCCAGGACUAGAGCUGAUGGGAACAGUUACCAGCACAUUGCCAAACUUCUUAUCCAGCACGAUUCACAAGACAACCUAAAAAUGGCUAAGUCGUCGUUUUUAUCCGUCGGCAAUUACGAUGUAGCAGCAUUGGAACGUUACGAUAGUUCAACAGACACCAUUUAUUUCACCGCACUUGCUCCCUUACCUGGAAAUCGGCACCUCUACUCCACAAAGGCAACGCCGACGACCGAUGAAGUUUGGACAUGUGUUACUUGUAAGCAUGGAAAUUGCACUUAUCAGAGCAACUAUAUCUCUCCUCAAUUCAGCUAUCUCCUCACCCAGUGCAGAGUAAGUUUGAACAACAUUUUAUGGUAUUUACAACUGAAACAUUACUUUUUAAUGCUUAUCUCUUUCCCUUCCGCUGUAUGA